Molecule: messenger RNA, 2453 nt
Organism: Ceratotherium simum simum (southern white rhinoceros)
Lineage: Eukaryota; Metazoa; Chordata; Mammalia; Perissodactyla; Rhinocerotidae
Source: RefSeq, a predicted model, not a curated record
AUGACCUUUCAAUUUAGUGUUAAUAAAGUUAUUAAUGAGCUCAUAAAUAGAAGUUAUGAAGAAGCAGACAUUCUCAUUUUAAGAGUUUUGGCUUCAAGUGGUGUUUUUAGCCACUUAACCUAUUUUCUGGCUGCUGGUGCUGUUACUUUGGGAAUUGGUUUCUUUGCUUUGGCAUCAGCUUUGUGGUUCCUGAUUUGCAAACGAAGAGAAAUAUUUCAAAAUUCCAAAUUUAAAGCAACUGAUGAGAGAUGCAGGCAAAGACCAUCAAAGGCGAAGAGUAAAUCUCAUGCUCAGUGUGUUUUUAUUUCUCGAAAUUUUCAUACUGGAAGAUUCCAAUUACAGGAGGAGCAAAGAAAAAAGGAAACAGCACGUAUAAAAGCAAUUAAAGAGCACUCUAAAGAUGAAUUCUGCCUUGCAACAAAAAAGGUCAUUUGUGACCCCCCAGAGUCCAGCUCGGCAACGAAUCGCAGCAGUGUUACCUUAGGCUUAUCAACAUUACCAUCUGAUUCUCAUUACAGCCAAAGCUUAGAAGCAGCUGAUGACUGGUUUUCUGACGAUUCUCUAGCAAAAAAGAGCUCUCCAGUGCCUUUUCUCAGGGAACCUCUAAUGGAAAAAGUAUUUUCAUACCUGUCAACCAUUUCAUUAGAAGAAUGUACUGAAAAUGUACUGAAUAUGUCACUUUAUGAUGAUCAAAAAGAUGACAGCAUUAAGGAAGUAUUUUCACGAGGAAAUACAGAGGUUGAAAUACAAAACCUUCAACAUAAUGUUGAAUGACUUUUUUCUUUUGAAACUUUGUAUACACUGAAAUCAUGUAAAGUUAAAACUGAAUUACCAGCUUCUGAGUCUCUUAACAUGUCCAUGCUAAUAUUGUUUUUUCUGUUCUUUACCAUAGAGCGGUCCUACUUCCCUUGCCAUUUCUUAUUUCUAGAAACAAAAUUACAAGACCUAGAGUGAUAGGAACAUUAAGCCUAACUCCUUGUAUCUCAUCAAAGGACAUAAUAAAUAAUACAAAUGUAUUUCAACAUCAAGGAGAAAUUCUUUAAGAAAUCUUCAGUACAAAUACAUUUUUGAAUAAAACAUUCACAGCAUUUCCUUAUACUUUUGACAUUUUCAAUUUUAUUUCAAUGUGGGUAGGGCUGGACAGAAUACUUCCAUCAGCUUUUCUGGAUUUUAAAUACAAAAAUCACCUACCAUUCAAAUCUUAUUAUGUCAUGAUUUUGGUAAGCAAUAUAAUUUUGCUCCUCUAGGAGAGCCUGGAACACUGUGAAGAAUCCAGAAAACAAUUUUCUUUGCCCUUUCCUAUGUCAGUUUCUCAGAAUGGGCCCCCAACCCUUACCCUUCUAUGAUGAAAAUGUGAGCCGCUAUGUUCAUGCGCACCUGACUCAAGCUCGAUGAAUCAGAGUUCCUCUCUAAUCUGAGACCCUUGAUCAAAUUUCUAUUCAUGGUUCUGAGGGAUUUCUGACAUCUACUAUAUAAUUAAUAUUUUUUCCUUUCUCCUAAAUACUCUCCAUGUAAUUAGUCUCCAUUUUUCUUUCUCUUGGGGAAAACAAUUAAUUAACAAAGUAUAAUAUUACCUUUUGUGCUUAAAUUACUCAUACCAAUAUUUGUGCUUAACUUCCCAAGAAAUAAAUCAUACCUAUUACAAUAAAUGAAACGAAACUUGUCUCAAAUAAGAUAGUAGCAUUAUCCAGGCCUAUCAUUUCUGUCUGGGGGGAAAUAUUAAAAAGGAUUAGAAUACCUCUCUCGUUUGAAGCACCUGUCAUUUCUACUGGCUGUGUGUUGUGAGAACAUCUUAUGGAUUGUGAGAACAUCUCUCUAUAUCCACUCCUAAAUCUAAAUAAGCUAUUUCAGAUCAAGGUCUGUAAGGAGCAUUAAAAACAAUUUUAAUUGGUCUCUGUCUCUUGGUGUCCUACCAACUUCUGUCUUACUGCCUAUCCUAGAUAAGAGAGUCCUCUCUAAUUUUGGUCAGAUCCUAAAACUUCUCUAGGAAUUUGGAGUUGGAGAUAAGAGAUUCUAGCUUUGGUCUCACUAGUCUCUGGAAUAGAUGAAACAUAAAUUGGGGAGCUGUGGGCUGCCAUGUCCCACCUUUUGGUUUGGAAAUAAAAAACAGCAAAUCUACAAUGAAAGUUCAGUGAAGCAUUUGCAAAGUGAAAAGCAGAGAUGAGAGAUCAGGAGAAUGUGAUUCCUGACUUUCUAAUAGUGCUCCUUUCCCUUGUUCCAGCCCUGCAUAAAGCCUGCCCUUGGCUUGGUAAGGCUCCUUUGUAUCCUAGUUAUAAAUACCUGUUUAUGCUUAAGUUAGCAAGAUUUGAUUUCUACUCCUGGCCACCAUCCCUGAGGCCUGUUUUUAACUGUUGUUCUUGGCUUUGGUAAGGUACUCUUGUAAUUUUAUAAUGAAUUAUCCUUUUUGUAUAAACUAGAAAGAGUUUUGUUUCUGUUACUAGAAUCAAAGCAUU